Messenger RNA from Penicillium verhagenii, 2703 nucleotides. Its product is annotated as putative MFS monosaccharide transporter. The transcript has 4 exons. The record is from RefSeq and is a predicted model, not a curated record. Gene Ontology annotation, molecular function: transmembrane transporter activity. Gene Ontology annotation, biological process: transmembrane transport. Lineage: Eukaryota; Fungi; Ascomycota; Eurotiomycetes; Eurotiales; Aspergillaceae. The coding region runs from base 1 to 2703 and encodes 900 amino acids.
AUGCAAAGCCGCCAACCGGUCACCCUUGGUGUCUCGGUGACCUUCUUCGUCAUCGCCAGCGUUUUCGUGGCCCUGCGCUUUAUAUCUCGUGUCUUCGUGGUCAGGAGAGUCGCCCUACACGACUAUUUGAUGCUGCUUGCAUGGGUGAUUGACUUCGGCUUCUCGUUCUCAUUAUUUUACGCGAUUCGCAACGGACUCGGCCUACACUCAGACGACGUUCUCCCCGAAAACGAGGCGGCCCUCAAUAGAGCCAAUUAUGCAUUUACCGUCCUCUACAGCCCAGCGCUGAUGGCUGUCAAAACUUCGAUCCUCGUUUUCUACCUGACCUUGACAAGGAACCAAAAGGUCUUUCGAUGGGCAAACUAUGUUACUCUCGCAGUCGUCAAUGCAGCUGGCCUUGCGUUGACGCUGGUCAAUGUGUUCCAAUGUCGACCAGUCUCUGCCGCAUUUCGCGCCAGCCUCCCGUCCGGUGCGCAUUGCACCGAUAUCGUCACACUCUAUUUAUCCUCAUCUCCCGUAAACAUCAUUACCGAUCUGGCCAUGCUGUUUCUUCCAAUGCCACUACUUACCCAGAUGCGCCUCCCAAAGAAACAAAAAAUCAUUUUGAUUAUUACUUUCAGUUUCGGUUUCUUCGUGGCCGUCGUGGAUGUCAUUCGAAUCGCUUUUCUCCAGCAAGCAGCUAUCUCGCGCCAAGUUGCUUUGAAGUCGAUUCAUCUUCAGAACGUUGGCACUGCGGACUUUAGCUGGUACGCGUCGUUUUCGUUCAUGUGGUCUGCAGUCGAAGUCAACGCGUCUAUCAUUUGUGGAUGCGUUCCGAGUCUAAAACCACUCGUCGCUCGUAUUUUACCCAAAUUAAUCAAAGGCACCAAUGACGUAUCGGAUCCAACACCCCAUCGCUAUGCAACCGGAGAGCCCCCAAUCGCCAUCCCUCCCCUGGCAGAGAUUCAAGAUUCCGGCUCAACUCAAACUCCGGACAGUAAAGGAAGCGGUCCCUCUGAAACAAGGCACAGUAUAUCUGGUCGUCGCCGAAGCUCCAACGCUCCUGUCACCAUGUUGGACUUCCUAGGUCAUCCUCCUACGGGCCCCCAUGAUACAGAGUCUAACGCCCAGACCGGCUCAUCCUACCCUAACAUCACAUUCUUCGAUUUCGUCAACAUGAAGUCCCCAGAGAGCAUGCUGAAGCUCAACAACAGAGAAUCCAUAGCUCCGAUUGCAUUGACAACUCUACUUUUCUUUCUGUGGGGCUUUGCAUAUGGAUUGCUUGACAUACUGAAUACCCAAUUUCAGACUAUUGUUCAAUUGGAUUCUUGGCAUUCAUUGGGAUUGCACGGCGCAUACUUUGGAGGUUACGCGGUGGGUCCAUUGUUAGUUGGUCGACCAGUCCUGAAAAUUUGGGGUUUCAAAUCCACCUUCAUCACUGGGCUGUGCAUUUAUGCCUGCGGAACUCUCGUGUUCUGGCCCUCUGCCGUUCUCACAUCUACUGCCGCAUUUACGGUUUCGAACUUUAUCGUUGGCUUUGGCCUUGCAGUUUUGGAAACGGCAGCAAACCCGUUCAUUGCGUUAUGUGGACCCUUGGAAAACUCGGAAAUUCGUCUGAACAUCUCACAAGGUGUACAGGCCGUUGGUAGCGUUCUGUCUCCUCUUCUAGCAAAGCGGGUUCUUUUCAGGAAUGUGCAGGACGUUGCUUCUCUGGUGAAUGUCCAGUGGACUUACCUAGGCAUCGCCCUCUUUGAUGUCCUUCUAGCCGCAGCUUUCUAUUAUCUUCCAAUCCCGGAAGCAUCAGAUGAGGACUUGGAAGAACUGGCAAAUAGACGCCGGGAUGAUAACAUGGCCAAGGUUGUGGGAAUUCCGGUCGUCUGGCUCACGCUUGGCCUAGGAGUCUGGUCACAAUUCUUCUACGUCGCGGGUCAAGAAGUCAUUGCUACCAGCCUCGAGCGCUUCGUUUUAACCGUGGACCCUAGCUCUUCUCUUAAUUCCUUUGAUUUCCUCACGCUUGGCCAUAGUCUCUUCGCUAUAGGUCGAUUCCUCGCGGCCUUUGCGCAAUGGUUCUUGAAACCACGUUGGCUUCUCAUGGUGGCCUAUGUUGGCAUGAUUGUUUUUUCGGUGCUCUGUAUGAACACCACUGGCUCUGCGGCCAUCGCUAUGGUCAUGCUGGUAUAUCUUUUUAUGAGUGGCGUCUACAGCAUUAUCUUUGCAAUCUCCUUGCGUGGCACUGCUCGACACACCAAAACCGCCUCCGCAUUCCUUACAAUGGGCACCUGCGGCGGCGUCUUCUUUCCCUUUGCAGAAUAUGCUACAUACAAUGCGCGCGGGACGUCAUACUCGUUCUGUGUUGUUGUCGCUGUCUUUGCGGCGGGUGCCAUCUUCCCUAUAUAUCUCAACCUCGUACCCGCAGUCAAAAAACAAGUCGACCCAGUACCCAAUGAGUACCUGCGUCGUCAUCGUCGCCGCAGACGUGCCCCGGUGGGAGCAAUUCGCCGUGAAAAAGAAAACCAGUCUAGGGGCGGUGUUCUCUCGCGCCGACGGAGCGUGGUCUCCAAUCCGGAUGAUUUACCUGAUCUUCCAUUCCCGGGAGAGACACAUCAAAUUAUCCCCAUCCCUAUCUCGAGGAGUCUUCGCUCCAAAUCGAGCUCUUCCUUUCAGGAUAACUCACAAUCCUCUAAUGAAUCUUCAACACAUCGACAUUCCCCCAUUCCUGAAUGA